UACUUAGAGAUAAAUAUUUUAACCAAUUUCCGAUAUGUGGGACUGGUUUUUGCUCGAAGCCAACAGGCAAUGGUAUACUAUCCCUGUUCAGCGCUAGUGAUAGAUUCUAAGCACCGGCCGAACCAAUUGCAAGUCAAGAUUGAUAGUUUACGAAGCAGAAGCCAAUGCUGCUUGGUAAUAAAACUUAUCAACAAGUUAAAAAGUAAGCCAGAUUAAAUAAAUUAUAAUCAAGUUCCAAAAAAAUGAAAGAAAGGGAAAAAGCAGAGAAAAGAAACCUGUCAACGGUUUUUUGGUCCUUAAAGCUGUUUUGUGCUAGCCUUGAGCUCAUAUCAGAAAGAAACAGCCAUGAAAAUGAAAUAAAGGCUCUCAAGAACCCCAAAAAAGAGCCAAGACCAUCCACUCAAACUCCGUCAAGCUUCGCGAAAAACAAACACAUGUCAUGUCUAAAACCCUGCUCUCUCGUAUCAAACCAGCGCACAACCCAAAGCACACAUCUUUACCGGCUCACCUCAAGAAAUUGGUAAAUGAAACCCUCCAUAUCCUCACAACCCACGAUCAAUGGGAGGACUCCAUCGAAAUCCACUUCGCCGAAUCCCAGAUCCUUGUUUCCGACAUUGCCCAUUUCGUUUUGGACCGUAUGCAUGAUGUGGAAUUGGGUUUAAAGUUCUUCGAUUGGACAUCCAAGAGAUCAUCCCACUGCUGUUUCCCAAAUGGGUUUGCUCAUUCUUCGCUAUUGAAGCUCUUGGCGAGGUUUAGGGUGUUUUCAGAGAUCGAAGUGGUGAUGAAUAGUAUGAAAGUGGAUGGAGUCGAACCAACGCUUGAUGCGCUGAGCCUUUUAAUACGAGCUUACGUGGAUUCUGCUUCGGUUGAUAAAGCUCUUGAAUUGUUCCGUAUGGCCGUUGAAAUACAUGGUGGUGUUCCGAAUGCUUUUGCUUGUAAUUCAUUACUCGAUGCUCUUGUGAAGCAUAGGAGAGUUGACACUGCAUGCAAGCUGUAUGAAGAAAUGAUUAAGAAAGGUGGUAGUGAGAGUGUUUGUUUGGAUAAUUAUACUACUUGUAUUAUGGUGAGGGGUUUGUGCAAGGAAGGGAAGGUUGGGGGAGGAAGGAAGCUGAUCAAGGAUAGAUGGGGAAAGAAUUGUGUUCCAAAUAUUGUGUUCUAUAAUACACUUAUUGAUGGCUAUUGCAAGAAGGGUGAUGUUGAUAGUGCUAAUGCUCUUCUCAAGGAGUUGAAGUUGAAAGGUUUUGUACCCACUUUAGAGACUUAUGGAGCUAUCAUAAAUGGGUUUUGUAAAGCAGGGAACUUUGAAGCGAUUGACUGGCUUUUGAUGGAAAUGAAGGAAAGAGGUUUGAAUAUUAAUGCUCCUGUAUACAAUUGCAUUAUUGAUGCUAGAUACAAGCAUGGUUACAUGGUCAAAGCUGAGGAGACGGUGAAGAAAAUGAUUGAGAAUUGUUGUGAGCCAGAUAUUACUACCUAUAAUAUUCUAAUUAAUGGAUCAUGUAGAGAUGGCAAGGCUAAAGAAGCUGAUCAACUUCUGGAGAAAGCAAUAAAGAGUGGAUUGAUGCCAAAUAAGUUUUCUUAUACUCCUCUUCUAUGCAUUUAUUGCAGACGAGGAGAAUACUCCAUGGCUUUGGAUUUACUUAUCAGGAUGACAGAGAGAGGACAGGAACCUGAUUUGGUUUCUUAUGGAGCUCUCAUCCAUGGACUAGUUGUUUCAGGGGAAGUUGACAAUGCCUUGACUAUCCGGGACAAAAUGAUGGAAAGAGGAGUACUGCCCGAUGCUAAUAUUUAUAAUGUUUUAAUGAGUGGACUCUGCAAGAAAGGGAGGCUUCCUGCUGCCAAGCUGCUGCUUGUUGAGAUGCUUGACCAAAAUGUACCACCUGAUGCAUUUGUUUUUGCCACUCUGGUUGAUGGUUUCAUUAGAAACGGUGACCUUGAACAUGCAAGAAAAAUAUUCGAUUUUGCAAUUGAGAAGGGUGUGGACCCUGAUGUUGUGGGGUACAAUGUUAUGAUUAAGGGUUUCUGCAAAUUUGGAAUGAUGAAGGAUGCGCUAUCUUGCAUUAAGAAAAUGAGAAGAGAGCACCAUUUUCCUGAUGUGUUCACAUAUUCCACGGUUAUUGAUGGAUAUGUCAAGAAGCAUGAUUUGGAUGGUGCACUGAAGGUUUUUGGACAGAUGGUGAAACAAAAAUGCACACCAAAUGUGGUCACAUACACAUCCUUGAUAUUAGGGUUCUGCUACAAGGGAGAUUCAACAAGAGCUGUUAAAAUUUUCACAGAAAUGCAAUCCUGUGGUUUGGAACCUAAUGUAGUUACAUACAGUAUACUUAUUGGGAGUUUUUGUAAGGAGGGUAAAUUUGCGGAAGCAGCCUCGUUUUUUGAACUAAUGCUGAUGAACAAGUGCAUUCCAAAUGAUGUCACAUUCCAUUAUCUGGUUAAUGGGUUCGAAAAUUAUGCAGUGAUCAAAAUUUCAGAAAAAACAAAGGCAUCUCAAGAGGAAAAGAAAUCAAUGUUUCUAGAUUUUUUUCAAAUGAUGAUAUCAGAUGGAUGGGUUCAAAUGGCUGCCACUUAUAAUGCUAUUAUCAUUUGCCUUUGCCGACAUGGCAUGGUUAAAACUGCUUUACAGUUACGUGAUAAGAUGAUCAAUAAGGGCUUCUUUGUGGAUUCUGUUUCUUUUGCUUCCCUGCUACAUGGUAUUUGUGCGGAAGAAAGAUCAGAGGAAUGGAAGGAUAUAAUCCCCUGUAGUUUAAAAGAACAGGACCUCAAAGCUGCUGUAAAAUACUCGAUUAAAAUGGACCAAUACCUAUCUCCUGGAAAAACCUCUAAGGCCACUUUCAUUUUGCAGUCCUUGGUUGAAGGCUGUAAAUCUCAUGAUCAACAUACUGAAGAACUCAAAGUCUCGGUAAGAUAGCGAGAGAGAAAGACAGAAUGGUUCUUUGAUAACCUCACAAAUGUCUGGGAAGUUGAGGGAGACUAGUACCAAAUAUCUACAGCUAAACUUAACAUGCCACUUCCAGGAUACAUUGAAACCCUAACAUGUCACUAAAGAAAAAUCUCUCUGUGACAUAUCUCCUGCAGGACAACCGACUUGAUAAGUGGGUGUCUCCCAAGGAUCCAUAUUCAAAGCGCCAUAAUCAUGUAAAUAUAAUUUUUUGAUGAGUAAAUUUCAAUGGAGUAUGAAUUUUGAAUUUGAAGCUUGGAGAGCCUUCUGGAUUGCUUUAUGGUGCUUGUGCAGGCAAACGAGGGCAUAAAAGUCAUCUAUUUACAAGCUUGCACAUUAUCUGUGACAUUUUGUGCAAGUUAAGAAGAUAUUUGAAGAAAAUAUGACUUCAAUUCUAAGUUGCAGGGCAAGAAAGAAUCACGUGGUAAUUUUGUUGCAGUGCAGAGAAAGUGGUAGAUAAGAAUAGCUCUCAUCAGUUUCAUAGAGCACACAACGAUUCUGACCUUUCCAGUUGUAAAUUAUUUGCCAAACUUGUAGAAUGUAUAGCAAAAGGAUGGUAUUUUGUAAGUCAGACUAAGUCAAUAAUGCUCUUGACUGUUGUUUAGUGUGUACUUUUUUUUUCCCCGCCUUAGUGAAAAUGUAAACUUUAGAAAUAUUUUAGAGAAUUUCCACAUUCCAAUCACGAAUUAUAUGGGAUUUCCAGCAUAUCCCGGAAGAAGAACGACUUUCUUUUUUCAGAUGUUGUAUUCUUUUAGGAUUUAACUUUAUAUUUUGUACCAAAAAGAAAAGAAAUAAAAAGUCAUCUUCCCCAACUUCAUGCUAAAGAAUCCAUCACCGCAUUGGGAAUUGGGAUAAUAGAUCCUUGACACUUGAUUCAGCCUUAAUAAAGCAAUAAGCAGUUUGAACCUUUCUUUUUUGGACUAAGAAAGAAAGAAAAUAGAUCAAUUCAUUUUCAACAGAACAUCAAAUCCCCAUUUUUAGAAGAAAGAUUGGAGUUGAGCGAACAAUUCAUGAUGUGCCAUAGCCAAAAUACGUACAUUAAAAACACAAACAAGACAUAAUUUAUCAUAAACAAGAAAGUCACUCUGCAAAAUCCCAAAAAAAAAAAAGUCAUUCAGCAGGCUGAGGAAUAA
Messenger RNA from Ziziphus jujuba (common jujube), 4068 nucleotides. RefSeq names its product pentatricopeptide repeat-containing protein At1g52620. Gene Ontology annotation, molecular function: protein binding. Lineage: Eukaryota; Viridiplantae; Streptophyta; Magnoliopsida; Rosales; Rhamnaceae. The record is from RefSeq and is a predicted model, not a curated record. Bases 440 to 2905 code for a protein of 821 amino acids. The transcript has 2 exons.